AUGAAGAAGAUCUUUAAGGUUAAGCAAAAGACACCGUUGGGUUUCUGCGAUAGCCCACAAACAACUGUCUCUGAGUUUUUCUUCGGUGACUGCCCAAACUAUCCGAAAUACCAUACAUCAUACAGACCGGUGGGGCAGAUCCACCGGGUUGCAGCUGAGGGCGAUGCAGCCCAGAUGGAGAUUCUCAUCACUCUUGGACAGUGCAGCGUGUACGACAGAGACCGCAAGAACAGGACAGCUUUGCAUUUUGCCUGUGUGUAUGGCCGCCUACCAGUGGUUACCGUUCUAGUGAACAAUAAUUGUGAGAUUGAUGCUGUCGACAAGAACCUCGUCACACCUCUGAUGAAGUCUGUCCAGUGCUGGAAGCAGAAAUGUGCAGCUGUCCUCCUAGAGCACGGCGCUAAUCUGAACGCUGUCGACAGCAGUGGGAACUGCGCCUUACACUACGCUGUGUACAACGGGCAUGAAGAGAUGGUGGCACUGCUGCUUGACUACCACGCUGAUAUCGAACAGAAAACCAAGGAUGGCUUCACACCACUUCUGCUGGCACUCAGAGAAAAGAGGGUAGAAGUGGCAGAAUGUUUAGUGAAAAGGGGAGCAGAUAUACAUGUGGUAGAUGAUCUGAAAAGAAGCACCUUGAUAUAUGCUGUAAGAUGUGGGUCUAAAUACAUAGCCACAUUACUCCUUCAGAAAGGUAUUGACUUCUUCUACAAGGAUGUCUUUGGGUGGACAGCAUUACGCUACGCUAUCGAAGGCCACUGUACUUUCAGAAGGGUACUUUUGGAUUUUGAAGAAAAACUAUACAGUAAUAAAAAAGAUAAUGAAGCAGUAGAACAAACAUGUUCUGGAAAUGACUCCUCAUUAGCCAGGCCUAGGCCUGAGUGCAGGAGUCCUCGGCCUGAGACUCCCUUGCCUACGAUGAAGGAAGACAAGCACAACUGUGACUCCCAGAAUAUCUCGGAGAGUGUGUCUCCUACCUACGCUGGCCAUUCAUUGGUGGCUGCAGACAAAACAUUUGAAAGCAGAGGAAAAGAAACAGUGGAAGCACUGGUUGAGAAAGAUCUGUCUUUAAAGUCUUCCUCUGAAGUAAGAGAAGCUGUCGCAGAUGAAGCAGUAGAGAGGACAGAGCUGCUGUCACCCUUUCCAGAGUUAGAAUUGAUGUCUGUAGAAGAUGUGUCUGAUGAAAGUGAAGACGUUCAGCCAUUGAGCAUCCUGGAGCAUAUUCCACAGACAAAUGUUAGUCAUUUACCUGGUGCAGGAUAUCAAAUGGAAAAAAAUAACAUAAGUGGACAAAUGAAAGAGUCUGAAGAGGAGCAUGCUCAGUUGAUGACUCCUACUGAAAUGAAAGACUCUGUUUUCAAAGAAGCGUGGGCAACAAACAGUGAACCCACCAUCGAAGCAGGGCCAGAAUUAGAAGUGACAUCAGAUGAAGAUUACAGGAGAUUUGAUGACAGGAGAGAUAUCCAGUCACUGAGAAUCUACGAGGAUCUUCCAAUAUCUGGCAAUGUAUCUGUCUCAGCAAACCCCAAAAGAGAAAAGACAAACAGACAGGCAACAGAAUCUGCAAAGGAAUAUCCACGGUUGAUGCCUACCCACGAAAAGAAGCAUUCUGUUCCAGACAAAGCAGUAGUGAUGGAGGAAGCACGGAUAGCACAACUGGGGGAACCAGAUGUAAACUUGACAUCAGAGGAAGAAGCAAAUAGUCAAGAUGGCUUUGAAAAGAAUUCACCACUGAAUAUUUUUCAACAAAUCCAAACACAGGAUGUUGAGUAUUUAUCAAUGGCUGAAUAUCAAAGAGGAGAAAAUAUGGUGGCAUGUCAGGAAAAAGAGUUUUCUAAGGAAUGUCCUCAAUCAAAGCUUACUACUGUAGAGGAAAAGCCUGUUUCAAAGGAGGCCUGGGAUAUGAUUCCUAUGAAAUCAUUUUUGGAAGGUACACCUAAAGACUGUCCUCUAUCAAAGCCUACAGUUGAGAAAAAUAAUUCUGUUCCAAUUGAAGUCCCUGACAUAAAGCAUGGGAAAUGGCUCCAAAAAAACUGUCCUAAAGAAUAUGUUCACUUGAAGCUUCCCAUUAAAGAGAGACUUUCCUUUAUGAGUGAAGCACCAGCAACAAAGCAAGUAAAAUCAUACUGUUCAGCAGAAUCAACUGAACAAAUGACAUCAGAGGAAGAGCAGAAAUGUCACGAUGACCGCAGAAAAAAUCAGACAGUGCAGGGUACCUUCAAACAGCUUCAACCAAAGGACCCUGAAUAUUUAUCCAUGGCUAGUGACGAAAGUACAGAAAAUUCUUUGGAAGGCCAAGAGGAAGAUUCCCCUGAACAACAUCUCCAAUGGAAGCCCAUUCAGCCUCUAACUGAAAAAGAUUCUGCUCCAGACAAGCUAUCAGCAAUGAAGCAUGUGAAAUCUUUCCUCACAGUUUUUAAAACUAAUUAUAUUACAACCGAACCAGCUGUAAAAGUAUCCAAAGGAGAACAAGAAUGCUGUGGCGGCAGAAAUAUGCAAAGACAGGCCAUUGGUAAUUUAUUUCUGCCUGAAGACCAAAGAUAUGAAAACACAAUACCAGAUGAGGAGAAAGACUCUCCUGAAGAAUAUUCUCAAUUGAAGCCUUUGGAUAUAAGGAAGACUCCCCUUCCAUGUGAAGUACCAGCAAUGAAAGAAGUAAAGUCAUUUGGCACAGAACCAAAUGCAAACUUAUCAUCAGAGGAAGAGCAAGAAUGGCCUAGUGACAGCGAAGAGGAACAUCUAAAGGCCAGCAUCGAAAAGCAAGAUUUUGUACUAACUGAAGAUGCAACAAUGAAUCAGGAAAAAUCAUCCAUGACAGGAGUCAAAACUGUACAACCAAGGUCAGAGGAGGAACAGACAGGAUGGUAUGGCAGUGACAAAAGGCAGCGUAAGCAGCCUAUUUUUGAGAGACUUCAACUCAGGAGGAAUGCUCUAGUAUCAGUAGAUCCCAAAGAAAGUGUAAGAAAUACGAGAGCUGUUGAAGAGAGAGGAGCUGCAAGAGUACAACCGAGGCCGCAGGAGGCACAGAUUGGAUGGUUUGGCAGUGACAGGAAGCAGUGGAAGGCCAUCUUUGAGCGAUUUCAAUCGAGGUGCAGUGCUCGAGUAUUUAUGGAUCCUGAAAAAAGUAGAGAAAAUACAGGAGCCGCUCAAGAGAGAGGAGCUGCAACAGUACAACCGAGGCUGGAGAAGACACAGAUGGGACGGUUUGGCAGUGGCAGAAAGCAACGGAAGCCCGUCUUUGAGCAAUUUCGACCAAGGUGGAGUGCUGGAAUGUCUAUGGAUCCUGAAGAAAGUGGAGAAAACACAAGAGCCACUGAAAGGAAAGGAGCCACAACAGUACAACUGAAACCAGAGGAGGAACAGAUGAGAUGGGCUGGCAGUGGCAAGAAGCAACGGAAGCCCAUCUUCGAGCGGCAGAAGUGGAGUGCUCGAGUGUCUGUGGGUCCUGAGGAAAGAAGAGAAAGCACAGGAGCUGCUAAAGAGAAAGAAGAAUCCACUAUGCAACUUGCGUCAAAAGAACGAACAGGAUGUCCUGGCCGUGAGAGGAAGCCACAAUUGCAUAUCCUGGAGCAACUUCAACGAAAGUGGAGUGUUCGAGUAUGUGCGGAGGCAAAACAAGGAGGAGCCAAACGCAAAGCUACUCAGAUGACGUACUCUCCUGAUAAACAUCCUGAACUGAAGACUGCCAUUGAAAAGCAAGACUCAGUACCAGUUGGGGACCUGAUAAUAAAGCAUGAAAUAUCAUCAAUGGCAGGAGAAGACUUACAAAUGAAAUCAAAGGAAAAGCAGCAAAGUCAUGCCUAUGAAAAUAUUCAGUCAGUUAAUACAUUUAAACGUCUUCAUCCAGAGUUUGGUGAUCAUUUAUCCAUGACCGUGGGACAAAGAAGCAAAAAUAUUAUAAGAGAAGAAGAAGCAACGUCAGACUUAGAAGUGUACUCAAUGGAUGAGCAGAACAGGUGUUACAGCAGUGAGAGUAAUCAGUCAUCGCCUGCUGUUGGUGCUGCUGCUGCUGCUGCAUCAGUUGCUGAGUCUGCAAUGGAUGAACUGGUUCUACAGAGAAAAUAUGGCAAAAUUAAUAACCAGAGAUUUCUUAUGAAGGAGAGUGAAAAGCAUGCUAGGCUUCGAAAGAAAACAUCUAAGGAAAAACAUAAGGUAACAAAAGAAGUUAGAGAUACGGUUGGUGUAACUCCAUCAUCUGAACCAAUCUCAGGGGAUGAUUCUGGAAGCUCAUUGAAAAUGCAUGACUCACUUAAUUCAUAUAAUGCAUUAGUAGAUCUUAAAAAGAUGAGUGAACUACUUAGGGAAAAAUAUAAAACAAUGGGAAAUGAGAAUAGUGUUCUACAGAAGGAGAUAUCAGAAAUAAAAGAGAAGAAAGCAAAGUUAGAGGAUGAAACAGUGAAACAAGUUGCAGAAUUCUGGAACCUGAGGUCUACUUUAACUAAAGAACUCGCGGAGACAAGACGUGUUCGUUGCUUUUAUAAAACUAUUAGGAAACAUUUAAGUGAAAAAGAAAAACAAUCCGAUGAAAGAACCACAGUGGUUCAGCUUCCGAUGCGUCUGCAAGCAGGAGACAGGGUUGUGAGUAAUGCGAGAGACGCCUUGAAGGAGGAAACAGAGGUUCAACACGUAGAAGCUGUAAAAAGUACCAUGAAGACGAAAGAUCACUUACAAAGGGUUGAACAUGAGAAUUGUGAGUUGAAAGCUAAAGUAAAAGAGCAAGCUAAGAAAAUUGAAGAGCUUCGUGGGUAUCUGCAAAACCCAUGCGAAAAACUGGAACAAAACACAAAACUGACACAGGCAGGAGCUCAAGGAACUGCAGAGGAGUCACGUGAGAACAACAUUCCCCCAGCGAGUCAGACAGGACUCAGAAUCCAAAGUCUGCAGUCUGAAGCCUCCCGACAGAAAACUGUACAAGACCUGAGUACAAGUGCCCCAAACGGUUAUGAGCAACAGUGCAUAGAAGAAUUAAAGAUUAGCAAUGCAUUGUUAUUCGAACGAUACAGAUACAAUUUGUACAGGAAGAGGAGGCUGGGUGAGUCCCGCACACAGGCUCACAUCACGGUGGAGCAGGACACGUCUCCUCUGAACACAUCAGAAAGAAGGCUUGCUCCUGAGAGCCCUUGUGUGGCAAGCACUCGCCCUCACAGACGCCUCUUCCCACGUGAGGCUGUGGCUCUCUCACAGAACCCACUUCCUUCUAACGGCUGCAUGGGAAGCUACCUGAGGAUGUUGGAAGAUGAAGAAAAAUCAAUCAAAGAACUUACAGAACUAAAACAAGCUUUAGAAUAUAAGUUGUAUCAGCAGCAGAAGAGAAAUGAUGAAAUAGAAAAGGAGAUUAUUAGAAUUAAGAAAUUCUUGAAAAUGUCAAAAAAUGUCAAAGAAAUUGGAGAAUGUAGUUGGCAUGGGAAUCCAAAAACUGGUCAUUUUUGA
Messenger RNA from Acomys russatus (golden spiny mouse), 5430 nucleotides. RefSeq names its product ankyrin repeat domain-containing protein 36C-like. The coding region runs from base 1 to 5430 and encodes 1809 amino acids. NCBI's taxonomy places the organism in Eukaryota, Metazoa, Chordata, Mammalia, Rodentia, Muridae. The record is from RefSeq and is a predicted model, not a curated record. Gene Ontology annotation, molecular function: protein binding. The transcript is spliced from 63 exons.